UGUUAGCCCUUGGAUAUUUUUCUGGCCCUUGACCAAACAUAGUCGACAACUUUUCCAAAUUUAUUCCCAAACCCUACAAAACCCCUUCUAUUACGAGAGACUCUCCAAAUUGUUACGAGUAGAUAUAUUCUGUGGAUUGCAUUAGGGUUGUGACAGGAUUUUGCGAGGAAAGCAUCUCAUUUCCUCAGGUUUUCUGCAAUCAAACAAUGGCCGAUGCAAAAGCCAACAAAACCGAUGAUGGGUCUGGUCAAAAGUCAGGUCAAGUGGCGAGAGUAAAAGGGUCAGAAGUGUUUGUUGGUGGUCUUGCACGCACUGUAACUGAAAAGAUGCUUCGAGAGUUGUUUUCUUCUUGUGGGGAGAUUGUAGAGAUUAGGAUGAUGAAGGACCAGAAUGGAGGUUUCAAGGGGUAUUGUUUUGUGCGUUUUUCUACUAAAGAAGCUGCCUUGAAAGCUCAAAAGGAAAAAAACAAAAUGAUAUUCCAAGGUAAAAAGAUAGGGGUGGCUUCUUCCUCUGACAGGGAUAUGCUGUUUUUAGGAAACCUUCGAAAGGAUUGGCUUCCUGAAGAAGUAGACUCUAUGGUUCGUCAAGCUUUUCAGGAAGUUGCAUCUGUAGACCUUGCCAUGCCUCUAAGCACAGGUGAAUCGAAUCCAGACAAGAAGAAACAUAACAGAGGAUUUGCUUUUGUUCGCUUUUCUUCACAUGGGGCUGCUGCUCGUGCUCAUCGAGUUGGGAGCAAACAAGACUUUUUGCUUGGAGGCAAGUGGCAUCCUAUAGUGGACUGGGCUGAAAGUGAACUAGAGGCAGACCCUGCUGAAUUAGCAAAGGUUAAAAUUGCAUUUGUUAGCAAUCUUCCGAACAAUGCGAAUGAAGACUUUUUGAGAAAGCUAUUUGAACCUUUUGGGAAGUUAGAAAGAGUUGCUAUAUCCAGAAAGAGUAAUGUGCCUGUUGGUUUUGUUCACUUCUUGACACGUGCUGAACUUGAUAACGCAAUCAAAGCACUUGAUGGCAAAAAUAUUGAUGGGCCGGAUAAAGGUCCUAAGUUCAAGAUACAGGUUACAGUUGCAAAGCCAGCAGAGAAGGCUAAGAAACGAAAUCGUGAAGAUACUCAAAAUGUUGGAAAUAAUAAACCUGCUGUGAAGGGUAAGCCAUCAUUGGAUGUUGCAGGACACACACUAGAUUACUUUAAUCUCCAUGCCAAGGUUCCUCGACUGGACACCAAACCUGCUAUGGAGGCUGUGGCAGAUCCAUACGAAUUAGCUGUUCUGUCAUUGCCUGCUUCUGUUACAGAUUGUUUACUUCGAAUCUUUCGCCAGGGUCUUGCUACACGUUAUGAUAUUGACCUUGCAUGUCUUGAAACUCUGAGGCCUCUUCCAGAAAUUACAGCAGUAUCUAUCCUUGAACAGUUUGCAUCAGCAAACUUUGCAGAUGGAAGAGACAAACGUGCUUACCUUGCAGGUCUCAUCACUAGGGCGGGUCAGGAGCGAAAUCCUAGAUUAUCAUUUCUACAGCAAACACGAAGCUCAGAGCUGCCCACCAGAGAGGCGGGUUUACUUGGGGUCCCGGGAUCUUCUCAUUCUUCUCUAAUUGAUCCUCUUGUUGCAUCUCACUCACUUACAGGGUCAUCUCUGAUUCGGCGUGAUCCUUAUGGUACUGCUACAUCACUGCUUGGACAUUCUCAAGUACCUCCACUAGUGAAAGCAGAUCCAAUUCUGGAACGGUUUUCAACUGGGUUAGAUGACACAUAUGGUCUGUCAUCUUAUAGAAAUCCAACUAGUGCAGGUGUUAGUUUUGGGACUAGCUUACCUGAAGUAAAUGGCACGGAAAGGCGACCUCCUGUUAAGUUUGAUCCUUUCACAGGUCUGCCAUACAAGUUCGAUCCUUUUACUGGUGAGCCUAUACAGCAGCCAGGAUCAGUGCCAUCUUCCCGUUUUGCUGGGAAGUAUUACUGAACAAAUCCUUAAAAGUGGGAUCUAGGUUUUGUAACUAAGGGUCUAAUAUUAUGUCUUGUAAGACUAGUGCGUCUUUUAACAUACUAGUGGACAGGAGUUCAAUUUAUACUGAAGAUGGCAAAUUUCUCCAAAACAUUUCUGAUAAGCUACAAUUGCUUUGAUACUUCGAUGGAGAAGAUUAGCAUUUGUUUUUAUUACAUAAUGUUGCAUAGAAACUAUUUGAUGUGA
This is a messenger RNA of Cryptomeria japonica (Japanese cedar), 2177 nucleotides long. RefSeq lists its product as uncharacterized. Gene Ontology annotation, cellular component: nucleus. Gene Ontology annotation, molecular function: mRNA binding. The coding region runs from base 207 to 1949 and encodes 580 amino acids. The transcript is spliced from 18 exons. The record is from RefSeq and is a predicted model, not a curated record. NCBI's taxonomy places the organism in Eukaryota, Viridiplantae, Streptophyta, Pinopsida, Cupressales, Cupressaceae.